This is a messenger RNA of Mesorhabditis belari, 1362 nucleotides long. NCBI's taxonomy places the organism in Eukaryota, Metazoa, Nematoda, Chromadorea, Rhabditida, Rhabditidae. The record is from the annotation of a GenBank genome assembly.
AUGUCUGAUCGGGAAAACGAGCUCGUCAAGACGAUCACCGCUUUUGAUUGGACAGUAAAAUUUGUGGCGCCAGUGGACGCAGAAACGAUACGAAUUCACGAGGAAAGAGUUCAACGACUUCUAUUCGAAACUCCCGAAAUUGGCGGAUCAUUAAAAGAAAAAAUGUACGGCAAACUUCCGCCCGGAUAUAUUGCCAAAUCGUCGGUUUACUGCAUUGCUGGCGGGUUGAUCGGCUUUGGUGCUGUCGAAUUUCUCUUCGGUGGAGAGACUUUUUACGAAAAAGCGGUAAUGCCAAUCAUUCACAAGAUGGCCGAUGGGGAGACGGCACACCGGUGGGCGAUCUCGUCCUGCAAGUACGGCCUUUUACCGCGUUUCGGCCCGAAUCACUGGGAAUACCCGGAGCUGGAGUGUGAGUUUAUCGGCAGAAAGCUGAAAAACCCGAUUGGUUUGGCGGCUGGUUUCGACAAAAAUGGUGACGCGAUUCUCCCACUCGCCAACAGUGGCUUCGGGAUGAUCGAAAUCGGUUCGAUCACUCCAUUGCCACAACCGGGAAACGCGUAUCCGAGGGUGUUUCGACUGGAAGAGGACAAGGCGACGAUCAAUCGCUACGGUUUCAACAGUGACGGUGUGGGACGGGUUCAGCAACGGGUGAAAGCAGCUCGUGGCACUCCUUGGUCUCCAGAGAUGGCAAUUUUCGGGGUGAAUCUCGGCAAGAACAAGCUCACCGAUGAAGAGAACACUAAAUUGGACUAUGAAGUCGGGGUGAACUAUUUUGCGGGAUUCUCCGACUAUUUGGUCGUCAAUGUAUCCUCGCCGAACACUCCAGGACUCCGGUCAAUGCAAGGAAGAAAACAAUUGGAACAGCUUCUCUCCUACGUCAAACGAGCCGUCGAGAUGCACAAAUUAGAGAAACCGCCGCGGAUUUUCCUCAAAAUUGCGCCCGAUCUUGUGGAAGCUGAACUGAAAGACAUUGCAAAGGUUGUGUUGGAUUCAAGCUAUGGUGUCACCGGUUUAAUCAUCUCAAACACAACAAUCACUCGACCACCCGAGCUGAGAAGUGAACACAAAAAUGAAAUCGGUGGCCUUUCCGGUGCUCCAGUGAAAGCGUUGAGCACCGAGUGCAUCAGAAAAAUGUAUCGUUUGACUAAUGGCAAAGUGGCAAUCAUUGGCUGCGGUGGAGUGGGAUCGGGUGAGGACGCUUACGAGAAGAUUCGAGCUGGCGCAAGCGUUGUUCAACUGUACACGGCGAUGGUCUACUUGGGUUUCCCCGUCAUUGGAAAGGUAAAACGCGAAUUGGUCGAAUGUUUACGACGUGACGGUUUCUCGAAUGUCUCUCAAGCGAUCGGAGCCGAUCAUAGAAAG